ACACUAUCAGCUGUCGAAUCUCGAAAAACGAUACCCGAUAUCAGAAAUCGAUGACAGUCUUGUUUUUGUGCUGGAAUUAAGGCGAUAUAAGACAAUUCCUUGGGUAUUGCCAACAAUUUAAGUGAACAGUGGUGGAUCCAAAUUGAACUGAAUUUGUGUGUACUUCGAUCCACAGACAAAAUGUCGCUUACUCCCUUUCUACGCCUGCCCUUAACCGAUCUGACCGGGUGUCUAAUUAACCACCAGACCUACGACAAGUGCGGAAAAUUCGAGAUGAAAAUGAUGGAGUGCUUCGAGGCGUAUGGCCUGGAGCGUGGAAAACGGGAGUGCGCCGACCUGAUCUCCGACUUUCAGGAGUGCGUCGGCAUGCAGAAGCAACUGAUGCGCUUCCAUGCCAUGCGAAACGAACGCUACAAGCAGUGGCUCAAGGGGGAGCGUAAGGGACAGGAAUUCUUUGCGGAUCCGCCACGCGUUGAUGCCUACUAGACGUAGACCCUUUUUCUUGGUUAGUUCCACAUUGUAAAACCGCAAAUUGUGUAAAAAUAAAAAGAGUAUCAAUUCUGGUAAUAUAUGUUCCAGUAUUUUUGCCAGAGUUGCCAACUUUCA
Drosophila simulans is the source of this 606-nucleotide messenger RNA. RefSeq names its product NADH dehydrogenase [ubiquinone] iron-sulfur protein 5 (gene ND-15). NCBI's taxonomy places the organism in Eukaryota, Metazoa, Arthropoda, Insecta, Diptera, Drosophilidae. The coding region runs from base 181 to 486 and encodes 101 amino acids. The record is from RefSeq and is a predicted model, not a curated record. The transcript has 3 exons.